AUGACUACUGAAUCCCCUUUCGUGAUCCUUGAUGUCCCCAACAAAGGCCAAUCUGUAUUCGCCGUACGAUUCAUUCCCGCCGGCACCUCACUCUUUCAAGAACCACCAAUAAUCACUGUCGAGGAUGCGCAAGCAACCGCAAAGAUAGUCUCGCUAAACCGUGCGUUCUCGCAAUUAUCAGCAGAGCAAAAAACUGCCUACUUGAGCCUAUGCAAUUCUCAGCCCGCUUCUGAUACAGCUCUCACGGAAGUGGAUAUUGCGGUUCUUGGCAUAUGGAAAACGAACACCUUCGUCCUUGAUGACCAGGGCAUGAUAAACGGGAUUUUCCAGAUGUCAAGCCGCCUGAACCAUUCGUGCCUGGGAGGAGAAAAUGCUCACUGGGAGUGGAGUGAGGAGGAAAAACUGAUGAGGUUUUGGACUGAUCGUGAUAUUGAGGUGGGCAAGAAAUUUUUGGCUCGAUAA
This is a messenger RNA of Morchella importuna, 462 nucleotides long. RefSeq lists its product as uncharacterized. Bases 1 to 462 code for a protein of 153 amino acids. Gene Ontology annotation, molecular function: protein binding. The record is from RefSeq and is a predicted model, not a curated record. Lineage: Eukaryota; Fungi; Ascomycota; Pezizomycetes; Pezizales; Morchellaceae. The transcript has a single exon.